AACCGGUAAACAUAUAAACAUCAAAAUUUUAUGAUUAAUUAAAACUUAUCAUUAAGAAAUUCCUAUGAUGCUUAGUCGAGUCACGAAUGAUUACAACCUCAACUUAGUCUGUGCUUUGUUUACUUGGCAGUUUCUCAGUUUGAGAGUUUUUUUCAAGUUCAACUGUAUCUAAAAGAGAUGAUUGUGACAAACAGGAUAAUCGUGUUGAUUCAACAGGUUAUGAAUUUUUUAUUCAAUAGGAGUUAAUCAGAGGAUUGACACAUUUUUUAUCUCUACCUGACUUAUUGAAUUUAAACUUCAAUGAUAACAAUAUUUCAGUAAUCUAAGUCAACUCAAUUCUGAAGAACGCGUAAAUGUUAAAAAAAAGAAGCUCAUCUCAGCCAAUUGAAAAUUGCCAUUAACGUUUAGCUUCAUUUUAUGCAAUUCAUCCAGUGAUUAAUUACAUUGUUGUCCGUGUCCGUACUAUUUAAUGCUUCAACAAUCAUCAUAAAAAGACUGUUUAAUCACAUAAAGAAAUCAAAAAGUGUAUUUAAGAGCUGCAUUUCAAAAUGGCAUCUCUACAUUGGGAACAAUUGAAAGCCAUGUACAAAAAGGAUUGGCUUAUUAGAAAGAGACAUUGGAUUGUCACAAUAUUAGAACUAUUUUGGCCAAUUUUAAUGUAGAAAGUCGGGAUAUAACUCACCAAUGGUACAGCAACUUUCAAAACAUUCGGAUGCAUACUUCUAUUAUAAUAAUACAUUUCACUGUUACUUUUAUGGAAAACUCUUUUACUAUUCACCAACUGGAAAUAUUUCAGACUUUCUGAGUCCAGCUGUCUCAAAAUGUGGCUUGCGUACAGUUGCUAAACAAAGUGAAUAUGACGUGAUUAAAGACUGGGGUGACUCAAUUGAUAACAUCUAUACGACAAGUCCAGCUCUUUUUAUCCAUGAACUUGAUCUAGAUAAAGGUAUAGCUAAUUACACGAUUGGGACUGGAAGAUUAGUAUAUCCUGGACCUUGGUCUAAACGUCUGAUUAAACCAUCCUAUCAAUCAUAUGUGAGCCCCCAGUCAAUACUUAACAUAAUAUUGGCGAGUUAUCCAAAUGGAGAAAACCUUACGUAUAACAGUUUCAGUUAUCACUAUACCAACAAAUUGUUUGAUGAAGGUGAUCCAAGUAGUGAGCAAAAUUAUGUAAAUCAUAAAAAUGGUGAUCCAACUCCAGACCCAGGUAGAUCACCAAAUGCUUUGGACUUUUAUCAGGCUUAUACUUUUCUCCAAACUGGCUUUCUCUAUGUAUCUACAAUUAUAGCUCAUCGUAUUAUACAAGAGAAAGCAACAAAUUCAAAGGAAUUACUAAGAAUUAUGGGAUUAUCUGAUGUCAUUUAUUGGAUUUCUCACUUUAUCGAUUAUUUAUCUUUGAGUAUUUUCCAUGCAUCUGCCAUUACAAUAUUGUAUUCCAUUUCUAAUAAGAAUCCGUAUCCUGGUUGGAAUGGAGGUGUAUUUUGGUUCAAUUAUUCCUUCCUUUCUGUGGCCAAUAUUCUUUUUACAUUUACAUUUUCAACGAUAUUGACUCGCCCGACAAUCGGUGUUUUGAUUGUAACGGUAGGCCGUUCUGGACUAUCUUAUUUAGCAUUUGAAGCUAAAAGAGGUAAAUUUAAUUUUCUCUGGAUUUCGCCAAAAAUAUGGUCAUGUUUGCUUCCCGAAGGUCAAAUUCAUUUUUCAAUUUACGAUAUGUUUUACUUUGGUGGAAAGAAAAAAGUUUCUUUCUCAGAUUUGUUCUCAUCACUCGAUGUUGCUGAUAGUAUCAGUUUCCGAUCAAUCUAUUUGACAGCCAUUCUUGCAUGGUUAGCCUACCUUGUCUUCCUUUGGUACUUGGAUGCUGUGUGGCCUUGGCAAACUGGAACACCUAAGCCAUGGUAUUUUCCAGUUUCACGAUUCUUAAGAAAAUCAACAAAUAACGGAACCCUUGGUGACAUGGCACCAUCGUACAACUUGGAUGAAAUCAAUGCCAAUGCUGAUAAAAAUGAAGCAGAGCCAAGUGAUCUAAAAACCAAUAUUCAAUGCACCAAUUUGUAUAAAGCGUUUGGGUCAAUGGGCAAUAAAAAGUUUGCUGUAAAUGGACUUGAUAUGAAUAUUUAUAAAGGUCAAAUAACUGCUCUUCUUGGUCACAAUGGAGCUGGUAAAACGACGACAAUGUCAAUGAUAACAGGAUUAAUUCCGCCUACAUCGGGUAAAAUUUUGGUUCAUGGUAUAGAUGUUCAUCAGGAUACUGCUGCAGCUCGCCGUCGUCUUGCUUUGUGUCCUCAGUCUAAUUUGUUGUUUGAAGAACUCACAGUUACAGAAAAUCUUGAGCUUGUUACUGGUUUACGAGGCUUAAGUCCACAAAUAAAAAAAGAUAUAAUACCAUUGAAUAUAAAGCGAGUCAACUUGACAGAUAAAGCUAAUACACUGGCUUCCAAUUUAUCGGGUGGUAUGAGACGUCGUCUUCAAUUGGCUUUGGCACUAACAACUGCCUCGGAAACAUUGAUUCUUGAUGAACCAACAUCAGGUCUUGAUCCAGAAUCUCGACGACAGUUAUGGAAUCUUUUACUGGAAUUGAGAAAAGAUCUGUCCAUUUUACUGACAACUCAUUUUAUGGAGGAAGCUGAUGCUUUAGGAGAUCGUAUUAUUAUUAUGGCUUCCGGUAAAAUCAAGUGUUCUGGAAGUUCGAUGUUUUUGAAACGUCAAUUUGGAGCUGGAAACUCAAUUAGAAUAGCCAAAGAUACUAAUUCAUUUGAGCUUAAUCGCUUAGAUCAUCAAAUACGAAUACACUUUCCCAAUGCUUUUGUGACUAGUGAGAGUAGUGAAGAAGUUAUCUACCAACUUAGCCUGGAUUCUGAUGGAUCGGACAAAAAGUCAACUUCAUCUUUGAUUAGCUUAUGUGAUUAUCUUGAUAACAAUUUGUCAACUCUUGGUAUCACUUCAUAUGGCAUUUCCGUUACAACUCUUGAAGAUGUUUUCCUGAAGGUUGCUGAAGAAGAUAAUGAAAAAAGACAAACAAAUAUUCAGAUGGAAGAUAGAUUAUUUGAAAUUAAUAAGAUACUUGACUACACAAAAUUGACAGGAUUUGCAUUGACUUUUCAAAGACUCAGAGGUUUGGUAAUGAAACGUGUACAUUACAUUAAAAGACAUUACAAAACCAUUGGAUUCACCAUUAUCCUACCAGUUCUGGUCAUAUUACUAACAUUUAUGGCGACGAGAAACGUAAAAUCUUACAUUAUUGAUUCAUUUGAUGAUUAUCCGUAUCCAAUUGAUCUGAAUUUGAAAUCGAUUUAUGGUGAAAAUGCUAAAGCAGUUAUCCGAGCUUCUUCCAACAAAAGUGACCCUUUCAUUGAAGCGUAUCGUAUCAUCAUGAAAGAAGAGGGAAUUGAAAUCGUUGAAAUUCAAUCUUCUUUGUCAAUGGAUGAUUACAUGAAAACAAGUAAACAAACUGGAGAACAAUUUAUGAGAGAAAACAUUAUCGGCAUAAUUGAAGACCCGAAAAGUCUAAAAGGCUUCACUAUCUGGUACAAUCCAAAAGCAUCAAUAUCUUUUCCAUUGAGUCUUGACGCCUGGACCAAUACUUUGAUUCGAAUGAGUGACGAAGCUAGAUCGAACUCAAAAGUAGUUACGACAUAUCUCCCAAUGCCUAAUCGAGGCGGUAAACAGCCACAAAUACUCUCCAUGGUAUCUCGUAUUUUGUCAGCAUUAUUUUCACCAAUCGCUUUCAGUUUUAUUGCUGUAUCAUAUUUCCUCUUUCCAUCCACUGAAUCUGCAAAAAAGGCUAAUUUGAUUCAAAAAAUGAGUGGUAUUAAAGCUCCAAUCUUUUGGUUCAGUCACAUUAUCUUCGACUUUUCUUACCAUAUUAUUGUGUCAAUAAUGAUGAUUUUAGGAAUCACUAUAAUUGAUCGCUUUAUUUUCACAAGCAAUGAAGUAUUUUUUUCUGUUUUCAUACUUAUGAUACUUUAUGGUUUGGCAUCGAUUCCAUUGUUUUAUUCAUUCUCAUUUCUGCCGAUAGAACCUGCUCGUGGAUUUUCAUUAUUAAUUAUCAUUUCACUGAUUGGUACUCAUAUUGGUUCAGGGUUAGCUGCAAUUUUUGUUGCUACAAAAAAAAUUAAAUCACUUCAUGUAUUUCUUGGAGAUCUUUUUCCACCUUUUGCCAUGUCCUUUGGUUUGUCCAAAGUUUAUUCACAAGUAACUUUAAUCAAAGAAUGUCGUAAAUACAAUGCUUGUAAUCCUGGUAAUUUAGUGUCUCGUCCUAUCUGUUGUGAUAAAAAUUCAAAAUAUAAAAAGUAUGAACCAUUUGCGUGGAAAAACGAUGGAGUUCUACCUGAAAUUGCAAUACUUUGUCUGGAUUCAGUUUUAUACAUACUCAUUCUAAUCUUAUUAGACACUAAUUUACAUCGUUUCAACUAUUGGUAUGAUUCAAUACGGAAAAGGUUAUCAUCUUCACCUCAAUCUCAAGGUAAAGUUGAAGGCGAUGAUGUUACUUCUGAAAAAUAUCGCGUUGCCCAAUUAAUAAAAUUAGGCAGAGUCAACACUGAAGCUCUGAUUGUCAGUGAAUUGAGUAAAGACUUUGGUUCAUUCAGAGCAGUCGAUAAAAUUAGUUUUGCUGUUCACAAAGCGGAAUGUUUUGGAUUACUUGGUGUCAAUGGAGCUGGUAAAACGACAGCAUUCCGAAUGUUAACUGGUGAUUUGAUGGUCACUCAAGGCGAUGCUUUUGUUGAAUCAUAUUCAUUGAGGAAAGAUUUAUUGAAUUUCCAACAGUCUAUAAGUUACUGUCCACAAUUUGACGCUUUGCUUGACAAACUGACGCCUCUAGAAACUUUAACAUUAUUUGCUCGUAUCAGAGGAAUGCCUGAAAAUAAAGUCAAAGAAAAUGUCAACUAUAUAAUAACAUCAACUGAUUUAACACAAUUCACAAAAACCUGUAACGAAAAUUUAAGUGGCGGUAAUAAGAGGAAAUUAUCAUUAGCAAUUGCUGCUAUAGCUAAACCUAAGGUUAUGUUUCUGGAUGAACCUACUACUGGUGUUGAUCCGGCAUCAAGACGUAAGAUUUGGUCCACAUUAAUGCAUCUACGUGAUACAAGUGGCUCAUCAAUAGUAUUAACUAGUCACUCUAUGGAUGAAUGUGAAGCUUUAUGCUCUAGGAUUGGUAUAAUGGCAAGAGGAAACUUUAAAUGUUUAGGUUCAGCUCAACAUUUGAAACAAAAAUUCGGUCAAGGAUACACUUUGGUUAUCAAAAUAAAUCAAGAAGCCUUGAAAAAAGAUGGCGAAGUUGAGAGAAUCCAAAGAUUUAUCCAAGAAAAGUUUCCAAGUGCAAUAUUACGUGAUUUUCAUCAAACUAUUCUUCAUUACCAUGUUAAGAAUGCUUCAGCUCGAUGGGGUGAAAUGCUACGAGCAUUGGAACAAGGAAAAAGUUCACUAAUGAUUGAAGAUUUCACUUUAACUGGAACAACAUUAGAACAAGUUUUCCUUUCAUUUGCCAAAGAAAGUUGAUCUACCAAAUUUUAUCAUAUUUUGUAACUUAUUAUUAACAUUAAAAAGUCCUUAUUUUGUAUUAUAA
This is a messenger RNA of Tetranychus urticae (two-spotted spider mite), 5563 nucleotides long. NCBI's taxonomy places the organism in Eukaryota, Metazoa, Arthropoda, Arachnida, Trombidiformes, Tetranychidae. The record is from RefSeq and is a predicted model, not a curated record.